Molecule: messenger RNA, 933 nt
Organism: Pungitius pungitius (ninespine stickleback)
Lineage: Eukaryota; Metazoa; Chordata; Actinopteri; Perciformes; Gasterosteidae
Gene: cdkn3
Product: cyclin dependent kinase inhibitor 3
Exons: 8
Coding region: 149-778 (209 amino acids)
Biological process (GO): protein dephosphorylation
Molecular function (GO): protein tyrosine phosphatase activity
Source: RefSeq, a predicted model, not a curated record
AGUUUUUAAAAUCGUAGCAGCAGCUGACGGAGCUGUCAAAACAGUCGACAAGAGGAGACCGUGACUGAAUCAACUUCCAGAGACUUGAAAAUCAUAAACGGACAUUUCGUACCGUCCCAGUGUCUCAACAGUCUUUUGGGCUGAAGCCAUGAGGACAAGCGAGUUUGACUCUUCAUCUGAAGAGGAGGAUGUUGGAGACGAGCAGCUGACGCCCUUCCACAUCUCCUGGUUACCUCUGUCCAUAGUUGAGUGUUCGCAGUUUCUUGGGAUAUGCGCACUUCCAGGUUGCAAAUACAAAGACAUCCGCAGGAGUCUAGAAAGAGAUGUUGAGGAGCUGCAGAACCAGGGCGUGCAGGAGGUGUUUAUUUUCUGCACCAGGGGAGAGCUUAACAAGUACCGGGUCCCCUCCCUGCUGGAGGUCUACCGCCAGCGGGGCUUCACGGUUCACCACGCGCCCUUUCCAGACGGAGACGCUCCUGAGCUGGAGCAGUGCUGCCAGAUCCUGGAGGAGCUGCAGGUCAGCCUCCAGAACAACAGGAGGACGGUGAUCCACUGCUACGGAGGCCUGGGGCGCUCUGGAUUGAUCGCCGCCUGUCUGCUGCUUCAGCUCUCGCUGACAAUGACGGCCAACAAAGCCAUCGAAAUCCUCAGGGAGCACCGAGGAGGAGGAGCGAUACAAACUGUGAAGCAAUACAACUUCCUCCAUGAGUUUCGUGAAAAGUACACAACCUUCCAAGAGAGCAUGGCGGUUUCCACAGAGCGUUCAGUGUCACGGUGACUUCUCUCCAAAUCAGUGAGCCGAGAAAAUAUUCCUUGUAAUUUGUCAGCGAUGCUGAUUGUGUGUGAUAUGUAAUUGUAUUCUCUAAUUGCACUUUAACAGAAUACUCUAAUAUAUAGCUUUUUUUCUCGUUGCAUUAAAGACAUGAGGAUAUU